Messenger RNA from Nanorana parkeri, 6327 nucleotides. RefSeq names its product KIAA2026 ortholog (gene BRD10). The transcript has 9 exons. The coding region runs from base 157 to 5832 and encodes 1891 amino acids. Gene Ontology annotation, molecular function: protein binding. The record is from RefSeq and is a predicted model, not a curated record. NCBI's taxonomy places the organism in Eukaryota, Metazoa, Chordata, Amphibia, Anura, Dicroglossidae.
CAGGGAGACAGCAGGGAAGUGUUUGGCUCCUCACCUCAGUGCUUCCGGUACACCGUAUUCAUCAGUCUGUGGCGGCGCUGUACCGGCUCCCGGGGGGGUGAAGCCGGUAGGAAUGAGUCAGUGCGGGACGGAAGCGUACGUGUUAGGUGUUCCGGUAUGGCGGAGGUGCCAGGUUCGGCGGUGUCACCUUUAGAGAAUGCAGGAGGGAUGGCGGUGGGGCAGACGCCCGGCACAGCGGCUGCUGAAGAGGUUCGCAGCAGCUCCGCGUGUGAGGAGGGCGACAUGCAGCCGGCUGGCCAAGCGGAGGGGCUGGCUGCGGACACCCAGGGCACCAUGUCUCUCCUCAGGAUGGAGGAGAAGUUCUCCGCAGGCCAGUACCGCGCCAUAGACCAAUUCGUGGCUGACUUCAGGAGCAUGCUGGAGGGCUGCUACCAGCUGCACGGCGCUGACCACCCGCUCUCCAAGCAAGCCCAGAAGCUGGAGAUAAUGCUGGAGCAGAAGCUGGCACUGCUGCCCCGGAGCCUCAGAGAUAGAACAUUGUCAACCGCAUCCUCAAAAAGUCUCUGUGGAGUGGAGGAAGAUAAAGAAUCAGCGUACACUUUAACAAGACGGAGAUCGUCCGCACGAAGUUUGGCCAAUGCUAACGCAGGAGCAAUGGAAUCUGUAAUGGUGCAGGUCCUAAAGCAAGCUGAGUUUUUAAGAGCAAAAGAAGAAAAAAGACUUAAGGAACAAGAGCGCAAGGAAGCAGAGGAAGCUAGCCAAAAAGAAAUGGAAGAAUGGGACAAAAACUUCCUGGCUCUUGCUGCACCUUCAUGCAUGGAGACCAUGUGGGAAAUACCAGCCAUAGGCCAUUUCCUUUGUUUAGCACAACAAAUAUUAAACCUUCCUGAAAUAGUAUUUUAUGAACUAGAAAGAUGUUUAUUAAUGCCUCAGUGCAAUGUAUUUUUGUCAAAAAUAAUGACUUCUUUACUAAGCCCACCGCACCGCAGACCAACUUUACACCGUAGACCCAAUCUCCCAUACCGAGCUUGGGAAGCGGCACUUAAGCAGAAGGUUCAGCAAUGGUACACGGUUAUAGGACAGGCAGAGCACCCUGAGAAAUGUGCUGAGAAGCUUGGAUUGUGUUCUCAGUUCUUUAAGGUCCUUGGGGAAGUGAAUCCUCUUGAACAAAAAACAUUUCAUGAACUGACAUUUCAUCAGAAGGUCUGGUUAUUUAAAGGUCUUUGCGACUUUGUGUAUGAAACGCAGAACGAAGUUCAGGAUGCAGUACUUGGACAACCAAUCCAUGAAUGCAGAGAAGUGAUCUUAGGUUACGAUGCUCAAGAAAAUGCCUAUAUUCACUUCCCACAGUUUUGUGGUGCAGAUGUACGAAUAUACAGACAGAGACCCUUGAAAGCCCCAGAGUUUCCUCUCCCUCCGAUUAAGAUUAAAAGGAUGCCAAGAGCACGAUUCACUAGGUCCAAAUGUAAAUAUCCGAAAAAGAACAAUGGUCAGCUUAAAUCUGUUCAGCUAGUAAUAUCUCCAAGCCCAAGGACUAGUGAGGAGCUACAUGAUGAUUGUUCUGAAAACGGUUAUAUGGACAGUUGUGUAAGUAGCACAAAGCAUGAUGUGAAGACAGCCGGGCAGCAUGAAGACCAGAAUCCUUGUGACAUAAAUAAGCAUGCUUCUUGCAAAGAGAACGUAGAAAAGCCUAGUAGCCCUGGAGAACUAGUGGGCUACGGAGAACCCCUGAGUCCUGGAGAAAUCAGGAUUCUGGAAAAUGUAGAAAAAUAUUCAGAUAUUACCCUUCUCAAGACCGACACUAGCCCACUAAAAGAAAAUGCACUUAAAAAAUUUCAAGUCCACGUGAAUGGCAACCACAGCAACAACACUGAAGUUCUUUGCCACCGAAUGGCAAUGGAUAUUAUUUUAGAUCAUUCUGCACUCAACCGUGAAAAGAUGAAACUUCGCAAGUUGCAAGCAAAAAAGAAGAAGAAAAAGAAAAAAAUGAAAGAUCUUAUGACAGAAAAUACACAGGGUAGAUUUGAAAAUCUUCAGAACACAUUCAAAUCUUUUAAGACUGAAAUGCAUAACAAAUUGUUCCUUAACAAAAAAAGAGCCAAGCACAAGAAGCACAAGUCUGGAAAAAAAUCGUUCUCUACAAAUAUAGUUGUAAAGAAGAAGAAAAGUGCUGUGUCUUCACCUGCUACUCCAGAAUUCCAGCUUGUGUGUACAAAUCUUGAUGAACUCAAGGAGCUGAUUAACAAAAUUGAUGGAGAGCUCAAAACUUUGGAAAGCAACAAAAAGAAAUCGGUAAAAUGGCACUUAAGGAGGCAAGGUGUAAAAGAGCUUCAUGGCACCUUGACACGUCUGCUAAAUGAACUGUUGCCAUGGGAACCAAAGCUACUGAAGGCUUUUCAAAGAAAUCGUGCACGUCUAAGAAAGGACUAUGAUGAUUUCAAAAGGCUGCCAGAAUGUGAGAAUUUUACCAGAGAAUCAUCUUCUUGUGGUGAUUGUGUACCAAGCAAAUCUCCAAGUUCUGUACCUAAAUCAUCUGAACUCUGUCACAAGGAAAUCGAGAAGAACGAGUGUCAUGAUAAACUAGAGCACACUGAGACGGACGUCUGUGGGAAAGGCAAGAUGCCCAAGAAAGAAUACAUAUUAAAAUGCCAAACGAGGAGCAGCAAGCGGCAGUUUAGAUUAGUAGAAGCUGAAGACAAAGACAUUUUAGCACAAAAAAUUAAAUUAAGCACCCCUGAGAUCUCUUCUACAUCCACAGAAGGAGAAACACCUUCAAGCAACUGUGUUGCAAGUGAUCUUCAGAAAAUGGAAGUGGGCAGAGAGGCUCUUGGUAUCCCACCUAGUAUAUAUAAAGGACCGAAAUUGACUGAAACUUUGCUGGCAAAGAAUAGUGGGAAUCCGGUGACCUUAACAAGUCCGCUAACUCAGACUAUUAGCAAUACUGUGCCUUGUUCUGAAAGUACACCAUCUUCACCCACGCCCCCUUACCCAGUGAAAUCUCCCUUGUCUUGUCAGACUCCUUUAAAAGCUCCCUUGCAGAUGAUUUACAAACUUCCGGAUGGACAGUGUGUCCCAGUUGAUCUUCAGAAUUCUUCUGUGAAGAUUCAGAUGCAACCUGUGGUAGAUGCUAAAACUGGAGAUAGACUCAUGCAGCAGGUCCUGGUUUUACCUAAAAAUAUUUUCAUACAGCAAAAAGAUGACAGAACACCCCAAGUAAACCAGCCCACACAAUCUGAUGUAGUGCAUCAACACUGUGCGUUUAAUGUGCCAUUGUCCAGUGUCACCACAGGUCACACUGGUUCCCAGGCACCACCAAUGGCUCUGAGCAAGAGUAUUUUAUGUUCCACUAAAUGUGCUACUCUUCCUGUUUCCCAACCACCGGUGUCCACAAUUGCAAGCAGCACAUCACUGUACCCAUGUGAAACAAGUAAAAACAGCACUUCAAAUUUUCUAGCAUCUGUGAUGUCAUCCAAUUACGGACGGUCGUUACCUAUUAAGACUGACUUUGGACAUGUCACACAAAACACAGGCAAUCCUCCUGUGGCAAUUCAAAUGGCAAACUCGUCCCCAGUACCACAAAGGGAAAUAGCUGAAGCAAAGCAAGAAUUAAGAACUGUGUGCAUUCGUGAUUCUCAGUCAAUUCUUGUGAGGACCCGUGGUGGUAACACUGGUGUUGUGAAAGUACAAACAUGCCAAGAUCAGGGUACUGCAGGUAUGCCUCCUAGUCCUAUAUUCACAUUUACACCACAGCUGCAGUCCUUUCUAGUGUCAAGAACUAAACCCUCAGCAACUUCUACAUUUACUUCCGUAACUACAUCACAAAGUCAACCAGUGUUCUCAUCAGCCUCUGUUGGUAUAAACCAGGUGACAGAAUCAAACACUAACUGGGCACAAGUGCACCAACCUGCUCCUAGGGUAACAAUUCAGACCAUGGUUAACCCUAUGCAACCUAACUUUCUGCCGUUUGUUUCGCAUGCAAGUACUUGUCCUUCUACCAAUUCUUUUAUUAAUACAAAUACUUCAGCAGGUACUGUAACUCCUCUUUCCUGCUGUAGUACUGGGCAGGACUGCAGUGGCAUUAGGAAGGCUGGAACAGAUUUAAAACAAAGUGAAACCCAGGCAGCCAAUGUUUCUCUGGUACAGCCUGACAGUACUACUCCAUCAAAGAGUGAUUUUGUGGGUGGAUCUUCCAUGCAUCAAGUCAUGUUGCUUACUGCACCUUCAAUCCAUCAACCUGGUACAUCACCAAAUAUGGGCAUUGUUGCUCCACCAGCAUUGGCACCAGUACCACCAAAAAAGUUUGUUUUUUUUAACACUCAACUUCCAGCCAGUUCAUCAACUGCAAAUAUGACAUCACCCACCUCCAAGCAAACUACUUCUACUAAUAUUGGUAAAACAUAUGUCAGGCCUCCUGAACAGCCACAGGUUUUCCUGAUUCCUUCCACCAUGGGGUCGCCUAUAAAAAUGAGUUCACCACCUAUUGUUUCUCAAGUUAAAGAUGUAAAGAUUGGUCUAACCAUUGGACAGACUAUUGUUAAUAAUACUGCUGGCAUUAAAAACAUGUUUCCAAUUAACAUUCUGCAGAAUACAUUGGGAAAAGGAAAUGAAGGCACUCCGAAAGAUUGUGCUGUUUCAACAGUACCUACUUUUUCAAAAUCACAUAGUGAACAUGUCACAAGUUCAAAUAUUACUUGUGACUAUACUGUUGCUUCUACAAAGGGGUCAGUGGCACCUGCCAAUACAGUCCUGUAUAGUGCCACUGAAAGAAAAGGGAAUGACUUAAGCACUUUAUCAUCUGUGUCUAGUCAAUUACCUACAGCAAGUUUAGGAAGUACUAUUGCUAUUUCAACUGUAAAAACUGGGCAUCUUUCAUCAUCCGUUCUGCUGUCAACUAAUCCAAUGAUAAAGCAUGCAUCAUCAUCACUGCAGCGGGCAGUAUCCUCUGCUUUGUUUGGGACAACUUCAAGCUUAGGAGCAACGCCUAUUACAUCUACAUAUCAGCCAGCGUUGAGGGAGCAAAGUGAAAAUAACCAGUCCAUAUCUCAAAGUAUUCAUACACCAGUUACAACAAAUAUGAGCAAGCCCCCAGCCACAAUGUCUUCUUCUUUCCUACCCACAUUGUGUAAAAAUAAGCCUUGGCAUGCUUCUUCACAGGCUUUGCCACCAUUUCCUGCAACUACUGUUAAUCAAGUAAGGCCAGAAAUGAAUGAAGCUUCAGGUCAUCAUAAAUUGAUUAUUAACACUAGCACACCACUUGCUCCUGGAACUCAAAUCACAAUUAAUGGUACACGAUUUAUUGUACCGCCUCAAGGUCUAGGAGCUGGCAGUCACAUGCUACUGCUUUCAACUAAUGCUAAGCAAGGACCUCCACUGGUUGGUAGUGCACAAGCGGGUCAUGCUUCACCUCUUGUUAGUACUACAGUACCACAACCUGCAUUGAAACAAAACAUGUCACCAACACCGUACCCAAUUCCAACAUUUAAGUGCACUACUGCACCUGAUAUGUCGAAAUCUCUACCCAAUAUUCAGCCUGUAAAUAUAGCAUCUAGUGAUUUCUCUUCAUGCUCUCUGUCUGUGAACAAAACUCUGUCGACAACUGCACUUCAGCCUCUUCUUGUUCCUUGUAUACAAAGAGGAAGCUAUUCACUGCAACAAAACAUGGCACCAUUAUCUAAAGGUGCACCAGUCACAGAGACAGUCUUGUUAAACACUGCAAGCCCUCCUGGCAAUCUCCUGCCUGCAUCUGCCAUGUCAGAGAGCAAGAGGGCAGAUGCUGAUAGUUUUAGGCAACAGUCUUCAACAACGGAUAAGCCACCCACUGUAGCAACUUAAAGCCGACUAAAAUAAGGGGAAACCAGUAACCGAUGUAGCACUUACUUUAUUGAACUGACAAUGUAUUGUUGUUUUCCUAUGCUGUUCAUGAAGACUUUAAACAGUUAAUCUAAAGUUUUUGUUUUAAAGUUGUUUCUUUUUAGUGAACAAUAGGAUUCAUUUUCAACAGCCAGUACCAUUUUAUAGUUUGACAUUGAUAGUUUAGCUAUUUGCACAAUACUUCUCAGAGUUUGCUAGAACAGUAUUUGUCUUUUUACAUUUGUAAAGAAAAUCAAUUUUUUUUUCAUGUAAUAUUUAUGCGUUCUGAACAUUUUAGUCAAAAUGUAAAACUUGUAUAUAUUCUUUACCUUUUAACAUUCUUAACUAAAUCAUAUGUAUAAAGAGCAUUGUCUUAUUUAUGUUUUGUUUACAUAUUGUAUAGUUUUUUAAGUAUUUUGCAGUUCAGUGUACUGUUUAGCAUUAAUGCAGGCUCAUCUGCAUGUAGUAAAUAAACGA